CCCGCUAUGGCCCCUCAUGGAGCUUUCGAGAGCUUCGCUCAAGCAUUAAAAGCUCUCUGUCCCCCGUUCUAGAGGGUGCCUUUUAGCUCAGACAUCAAUUCUCGACUUCGUACAAUAACUUGUCAACACACUCUCGAACAAUUACAAUGCCUCUCUCUGGACACUGCCUUUGCAAAGCCGUCACCUACAAGGUUGACGACGAGCCUCUUCUGGUUGGCUACGAUCACUGUGACGAUUGCCAGCGCCAGAGUGGUUCUACCUACUCUCUCGUGGCUGUUGUCAAGAAGGACAAGCUCACCAUCAGCGGCCCCGUCAAGACUUACUCUGGCAGUAAGGGCUCUUCCGGCAACAUUGUCCACCGUCUCUUCUGUUCCGAGUGCGGCUCUCCCAUCGCCCACGACCCCGAUGCUGCUCCUGAGAUCAUUGCGCUCAAGGCCGGUACUCUCGACACCGAGAUCAAGAAGAACUUGAAGCCGGAUACUGAGAUCUGGACCGUCAGCAAGCUGCCCUUCUGUCAGGAGCACCUUGCUAAGCCCUUCUCCCACAUGCCCGAGUAAAGAACAGAACAUUGGAAGGAUAUGAUAAUGAGGAGUUAGCGAGUUGUAAAGAAAGGCUACAUGCCUGCAAAUAGUUCAGAAAAAUACAAAUUUCUUAGCACCUUCUCUUCCCAUUAUAUCCUUUGGUACUGGAAUUCAUCACGGGUUUACCAGUCUAGAGCACAGUUGUGCCGCAGCACUCGAUGCCAUGA
Molecule: messenger RNA, 748 nt
Organism: Fusarium redolens
Lineage: Eukaryota; Fungi; Ascomycota; Sordariomycetes; Hypocreales; Nectriaceae
Product: Mss4-like protein
Exons: 3
Coding region: 147-557 (136 amino acids)
Molecular function (GO): carbon-sulfur lyase activity
Source: RefSeq, a predicted model, not a curated record